AGUAAUUAAAAUUAAUCUCUGUGGCGACUCCAGAAUCAGGAAAAAGCCGAAAAAGACACAAAUUAUAACUAUUAACUUUAAUAUUUUUGUUAAAUAAAGCAUUGAAACAACUCCAUGAUAUAAAAUACGUCACAGUAGCAACUUGACCUAGACGUCAGCUUGAUGAGAAGAUGACCAGAAGAACUACAAUAACAUCAAACAAACGACAGAAUCUUCUGCUCGACCUCAGCUCUGUGUUUUCUGGCCGUGCGUCACGUGACCCUGCUGGCCCCCCUCCAGACCGGAACGGAUCCAAGCAGGAUUUACUACAACAGAUUUGGCCUAUCGUUUCGAAAAAGCAAUGGAUUCCAUCUUGUCACUGGGCGCCUCCUUCAAACACUUGAGCAGCACCAACACCGGCUCCCCCAAGAGAGGCGCGAAAGGCCGCAGGAGCAGCUUCACGCGCCGGGCGAGCAUCAGCAGACGGAGAAGUCUUCCCUGCAGCAGCCAGAAGGUCCCGGAUUCGUGGCUGAGAGUCUACCAGGCGGAACUCAAACAAGAAAGGAAAAGGCAGCAAGCAACACUUGCUAAGAAAAACGCUGAAAGGUCCGUCAGAAAGACCCACUUCAGGAGCCAUCACUGCCUGCCAAGGCAGCAGAGGAGCACAGCUCGGAAAGCAGAAGCCGCAACAAAAAAGGCAGAUUCUCUCUUUGGAGCCUUCCAGGGCCUCAGCUUGGAUGGGGUGCUGGGAGCCGUGCAUGGACCCCCCGCUGCUACCGGAGGGGGAGGCGACCCGUGCAAAGUGAUGUGAGCUCCAGCGUCACCCUCGGGACUCCUGUGACCCCCACCCACCCCCCUUUGACAAGUCAGGAGUCGUAAAGGACUAAAAGGUGAAACAACCUUGAUGACACAACACAAGAUUUAACCUUUAAGACCAAUUUUUAUUAUGUAUAAAAAAAAACAGUAUUGGUCACCAAGCAUGUGUUUGCUAACGUUUUGGGAUGCGCUACUUAAUGACACGAAGCAGGUCUAAGUCCAAGAUGGUGUUUAACAGAAGGGGAGGGAGAAACCGCUUGGAAAAGCCGGCUUUUAAAUUCACCAAGUCCCAAUUUUUUUUUUUCCGUCAUCAUUCCCUUUGCUCCAUCUUUACUUUGGGGGGUUUGAGGAAGGACCUGUUCUUCUUCUCCUUGCUCUUCCCUUUUGCCUGGAAGUUCCUCCAACUGUCCACACGGCCGUCUCGCGUUUCCUGUCAAGUACAGUCCAAACCCUCAGUUUCCCGUAAUACUUUUCAUACAAUACAUACAAAUAUUGUUUUAUUUUUUAAAUGUUUGGUACAUUGAAUCGUGUACUAAUAAAGAUGUGAAUGGACGAUA
Messenger RNA from Doryrhamphus excisus (bluestripe pipefish), 1352 nucleotides. RefSeq lists its product as uncharacterized. The record is from RefSeq and is a predicted model, not a curated record. NCBI's taxonomy places the organism in Eukaryota, Metazoa, Chordata, Actinopteri, Syngnathiformes, Syngnathidae.